Molecule: messenger RNA, 1176 nt
Organism: Gasterosteus aculeatus aculeatus (three-spined stickleback)
Lineage: Eukaryota; Metazoa; Chordata; Actinopteri; Perciformes; Gasterosteidae
Source: RefSeq, a predicted model, not a curated record
CGGUGCACACUUUGUUGAUCCGGGCCGACGCAUCGUGAGCUUUUACGCCGACGCAUCGAUGCGAACCGGUGAAUCUCCCCAUCCCCACUCCAGAGAUUCAAACCCCCUCCUGCGUGAUGCGUCUCUACGGAGGUUCCUUUAAUGCAGCGUCGCUCCUUCAGGGACGGGGGCGAGCGCCCAGGACCUGAUGGAGGACGAGGAGACGGAGGCCGCGGACGAAGACGAGGACGACGAGGCGGAAGUGGAGGACGACGAGAACGUGGAGCUGACGGAAGAAAAAGAGGAAGAGGAGGAGGCGUCGGUCGGAGAGGUGAAGGCGUCCCCCAACGCAGACACCACCAUCCUCUUCGUCAAAGGAGACGACUUCCCUGCCAACGAAAUCGUGAAGUUCCUGCUCGGUUUCUCCAACAAAGGACCGGAGAACUUCGUGGUGGAGUCUCUGGACGCCUCCUUCCGUUACCCACAGGAUUACCAGUUCUACAUCCAGAACUUCACGGCGCUGCAGCUCGGCAUCGAGGUUCCCGCCAGCCGGCAGGCCACCUUCGAGUACUCCUUCAUCCCCGCCGAGCCCAUGGGGGGGCGGCCCUUCGGCCUGGUCAUCAACCUCAACUACAAGGACGCCAACGGGAACAUCUUCCAGGACGCCGUGUUCAACCAGACGGUCACCAUCACGGAGCGCGAGGACGGACUGGACGGAGAGACCAUCUUCCUCUACGUCUUCCUGUCGGGCCUCGGGCUGCUGGUCGUCGUCGGGCUUCACCAGCUGAUCGAGUCCAGGAAGAGGAGACGCCCAGCGCCAAAGGUGGAGAUGGGGACCUCCAGCCACAACGACGUGGACCUCAGCUGGAUCCCUCAGGAGACCCUCAACCAGAUCAUGCAGAGUCGCAGAGACAAAGCGUCUCCUAGAAGAUCUCCUCGCAAGAGGAACCAGAAACGCUCAGCCGGCUCGGAUGAGUGACGGUCGCCAUGGCGACGGUCCACAGAGGACGGAUGAAGACGGGACGAGUGGGGACUCGUUCCACUGAGAGACUUUAAACACACAGGGAUCAUGUGACUGGUUUUAUCUGCUCGUUUCCUCUGUGGGAGACACAGCGUUGAUGGAUUCAUUCCAUCCAGAGGAAACGAGCUUCUGCUUUCAUUUUGUUUUUUAAAUGUGCAGGAAAUAAAGUUUGAUUU